Dipodomys ordii (Ord's kangaroo rat) is the source of this 1710-nucleotide messenger RNA. RefSeq names its product suprabasin (gene Sbsn). The record is from RefSeq and is a predicted model, not a curated record. The transcript is spliced from 5 exons. Bases 1 to 1710 code for a protein of 569 amino acids. Lineage: Eukaryota; Metazoa; Chordata; Mammalia; Rodentia; Heteromyidae.
AUGCAUCGAGCAAGUGUGCUCAGCUCCUGCUGCCUCCUCCUGCUUUUGGGGGCGCUGCCUGCUCGGGCAGCCAGCGAGGACCCCCUGGAGAAGGUGAUCGAAGGCAUCAACCGAGGGCUGAGCAACGCCGAGCGGGAGGUGGGCAGAGCCCUGGAAGGCAUCAACAAUGGCCUCACACAAGCCGGAAGGGAAGUGGAGAAGGUGUUUAAUGGACUGAGCCACAUGAGCAGCCAGGCCAGCAAGGAGGUGGAGAGGGGCGUCAACACCGGCAUGGACAAGGUGGUCCAUGGGAUCAACAAUGGCGUCGGACAUGCAGGAAAGGAAGCAGAGAAGUUUGCCCAUGGGGUCAACCACGCUGCUGGACAGGUUGGGAAGGAGGCAGACAAAGUAAUCCAUCAUGGGGUCAAUCAGGCGGGAAGUGAGGCAGGGGGGCAUGCCGCGGGGCAGGCUGGGAAAGAGGCUGGGAGGCUUGGCCAAGGGGCCCACCAUGCCACAGGGCAGGCUGGGAAGGAGGCAGAGAAGUUUGGCCAAGGGAUCCACCAUGCCGCAGGGCAGGCUGGGAAGGAGGCAGAGAAGUUUGGCCAAGGGGCCCACCAUACUUUUGGUCAAGGUGCCCACCAUGCCGCAGGGCAGGCUGGGAAGGAGGCAGAGAAGUUUGGCCAAGGGGCCCACCAUGCCGCAGGGCAGGCUGGGAAGGAGGCAGAGAAGUUUGGCCAAGGGGGUCACCAUCCUUUUGGCCAAGGGGCCCACCAUGCUGCAGGGCAGGCUGGGAAGGAGGCAGAGAAGUUUGGCCAAGGGGCCCACCAUGCUGCAGGGCAGGCUGGGAAGGAGGCAGAGAAGUUUGGCCAAGGGGGUCACCAUCCUUUUGGCCAAGGGGCCCACCAUACUUUUGGCGAGCCUGGGAAGGAGGUAGAGAAAUUGGGCCAAGGGGUCCACCAUACUUUUAGUCAAGCUGGAAAGGAAGUUGAGAAAUUUGGCCAAGGGAUCCACCAUGCAGCAGGGCAGGCUGGGAAGGAGGCAGAGAAAUUUGGCCAAGGGGCCCAGGAUGCUUUUGGGCAGCCCGGGAGGGAAGCAGAGAAGUUUGGGGAGGCCGCUCACCACACCCUGGAGCAGGCUGGGAAGGAGGGCGGCACGGUGGUCCAGGGCGCUCACCAUGGGCUCAGCCAUGCUGCCAUGGAGGCCCAACAGUUUGGCCAUGGCGGUGGUCGUUAUUACUCAGCGGGGCAGGCCGGGGGAGUGGGAGAAAGAAUCAUUCCUGGUGUUCAGGCUGGGGUCAACCAGGUUGGGAAAGAGGUGGAGGCGUUUGGCCAGGGAGUCCACCAUGCCGUUGAACAGGCCGGAAAGGAAGCAGACAAGGUGGUCCCAGGGGUCCACGAUGGGUUCCAUCAGGCCGGGAAGGAGGCAGAGAAGCUUGGCCAAGGGCUCAACAAUGCUGCUGGUCAGGCCGGAAAGGAAGCGGAGAAACUUGGCCAAGGUGUCCACCAUACUGCCGACCAGGCCGGGAAAGAAAUGGACAGGUUGCAUCACAAUGUUCAUUAUGGGGUCAACCAAGCCGGCAAGGAGGCCAAUCAGGGCAGCAGCCAUCAAGGCGGGGCUUCCGGCCAUCAAGGAGGGGCCGCCACAACGCCAUUGGCAUCUGGGGCGUCGGCCAACAAGCCUUUCAUGGAUUUGCGGGCUCUGUGGAGGAGCGUCGCCGACAUCAUGCCAUAA